Molecule: messenger RNA, 7607 nt
Organism: Chanos chanos (milkfish)
Lineage: Eukaryota; Metazoa; Chordata; Actinopteri; Gonorynchiformes; Chanidae
Gene: mical3a
Product: microtubule associated monooxygenase, calponin and LIM domain containing 3a
Molecular function (GO): protein binding; FAD binding
Source: RefSeq, a predicted model, not a curated record
GGACCUUCCUGCUUGAAGAUGUCAGAGGCAGGGAGUUGAACCUGUGAAACACAGACUCUUACAGAGCGUGAUAGUGGCUUAUCCCACAGUCCCUUGCGUGGGGUGAGGGACCAUGGGAGAUGGAGGCGUGAGGACAGCGGGAGAUGGCGUCAACCAGUCCCAUGUGCUGUUUGAUCGCUUCGUCCAGGCCUCGACCUGUAAAGGCACUCUCAAAGCCUUCCAGGAGUUGUGUGACUUCUUGGAGCUCAAACCCCAUGAAUAUCGAGUGUUCUACCACAAACUCAAGUCUAAGCUCAACUACUGGAAGGCCAAAGCACUUUGGGCCAAGUUGGACAAACGCGCCAGUCACAAGGAGUACAAGAAAGGUCGAGCUUGCGCCAACACUAAGUGUUUGAUUAUUGGAGCGGGUCCAUGUGGUUUGCGCACGGCCAUCGAGUUGGGCUUCCUGGGAGCGAAGGUGGUGCUGCUGGAGAAAAGGGAUGCUUUCUCUCGCAACAAUGUGCUCCAUCUCUGGCCCUUCACCAUCCAGGACCUACGAGGCCUUGGAGCAAAGAAAUUCUAUGGCAAAUUCUGCGCUGGUGCCAUUGACCAUAUCAGUAUCCGGCAACUCCAGCUAAUGCUGCUAAAGGUGGCUCUGCUCCUGGGGAUAGAGAUACAUGUCAACGUGGAAUUCAAAGGGCUCACAGAACCACCUGAAGACCAGGAGAAUGAGAGGAUAGGAUGGAGGGCAGAAAUACAUCCUAGAACACAUCCUGUCAAUGAACUUGAGUUUGAUGUCAUUAUCGGGGCAGACGGAAGGAGAAACACACUGCCAGGGUUUCGAAGGAAGGAAUUCAGGGGCAAACUGGCCAUUGCCAUCACAGCAAACUUCAUCAACCGGAACACUACGGCUGAGGCCAAGGUGGAGGAGAUCAGUGGCGUUGCCUUCAUUUUUAAUCAGAAGUUCUUCCAAGACCUGAGAGAAGCCACAGGGAUUGACCUGGAAAACAUUGUCUACUACAAGGACGACACACACUACUUUGUCAUGACUGCCAAAAAGCAGAGUCUGCUGGAGAAAGGCGUCAUUCUGCGUGACUAUGCCGACACAGAGAUGUUGCUCUCCCGGAGUAAUGUGGACCAGGCUGCCCUACUCUCCUAUGCCAGAGAGGCUGCAGAUUUCUCUACCAAUCACCAGCUGCCCACACUGGACUUUGCCAUUAACCACUACGGCCAGCCUGAUGUAGCCAUGUUCGAUUUUACCUGUAUGUACGCGUCUGAAAACGCAGCCCUCGUCCGUCAGCGCAACGGUCACCAGCUGUUGGUAGGACUGGUCGGUGAUAGCCUUCUGGAGCCAUUCUGGCCCAUGGGUACUGGUAUAGCUCGGGGUUUCCUGGCAGCCAUGGACGCAGCGUGGAUGGUACGGAGUUGGGCUCAGGGCAGCUCCCCUCUGGAAGUGCUGGCUGAGAGGGAGAGCAUCUAUCGGCUCCUUCCCCAGACCACACCGGAGAACGUCAGCAAGAACUUCAACCAGUACAGCGUGGACCCCACAACACGCUAUCCCAACAUCUGCUUGCACUAUCUCCGACCCCAUCAGGUACGACAUCUUCUCGACACUGGCGAGACCAAGGAACUAUGCAUUGAUAUGGAAAAUGUGGUCAAUGCUUCUACACCCAAGCUGACAAGAAAUGAGUCCAUCGCUCGGUCCAGUAAGCUACUGAACUGGUGUCAAAGGCAGACGGAGGGCUACCGCGGGGUCAAAGUGACAGACCUCACCACGUCGUGGAAGAGCGGCUUGGCUUUGUGUGCUCUCAUUCACAGAUACAGACCAGACCUCAUUGACUUUGACUCCCUGGAUGAGCGUGAUGUGGAGAAGAAUAACCAGCUGGGAUUUGACGUUGCUGAGAAGGAGUUUGGCAUUUCUCCCAUAAUGACGGGCAAAGAGAUGUCCAUAGUGGUUGAGCCAGACAAACUGUCUAUGGUCAUGUACCUCACUCAAUUCUAUGAGAUGUUUAAGGACACAGUGCCUCCUGGUGAUAACCAUAACCUAAGUCCUGAGGAGAAAGCAGCAUUGAUAGCCAGCACUAAGUCACCCAUCUCCUUCCUCAGCAAACUGGGCCAGACCAUCUCCAUCUCCCGCAAGCGCAACCCGAAGGACAAAAAAGAGAAGGACAUCGAUGGAGUGGGGAAGAGGAGGAAGACCAGUCAGGGAGGCCAGUCAGAGGAUGAAGAGCUUCAGAGAGGCUACCGUGACGAGAGGCCAUCCAUAGCCACGGCCCUGACGGAGCGCAAAGUUGAACCCGCGGCUUCGACGGCAAACAACAACAAAGUGAAAUCCAUGGCUACCCAGCUGCUAGCCAAAUUUGAGGAGAAUGCACCUGUUCAGUCCACUGGGCUCAAGAGACAGGGGGAUUCCAUGCCCAAUCUGGACCUCCUCCUGUCCUCUUCCCAACCCCCUGCCCCGCUGAAAGAGCCGGCACGCCUGGCUCCAGUCCCUGCAUGGAGGAAGAGGCGUACUCGGCUGCAGGAGCAGAUGAGUUUCCGCUAUAAGGAGAGGGUCAAGUGUCAGACACUGCCGAGCAGAGUGGAGCAGGCCAGCAGAAGCACUGAAGGCUUACGGAGCUGCCCCAAGAAAACCAUUCUGCUCUCUUCCUCUUCCUCUUCAUCUUCUUCAUCCUCUCCAUCGCCCUCACUACACACACAGGAACCUGAGUUUUGGCAAUUAGAAGAUGAAGUUCCUAAACAUGCGCCUAGCGUUCAGGAGAGGGCCGAGCGACUAGCAGCUCAGUUUACUGGGCAGCCUUACAGGCAAGGCAAACCCCAGCCCAUGAAAAAGCCCUCGCGGUUUUUCGUCGAGCAGUGGUUGCUUUCUCACGGACUGAGCCCUGAUCAGUCUCUCUCUCCUCCACAUUCCCCUGAGCAGGAGAGGGGGGUAUUGCCGUCUGAUGGCCACGUGCCUUUGCACAUCCCUAGCAUUCAGGAGAGAGCGGAGCAGUUAGCCGCUCUGUUUAAAGACAGUCCUUCCAAGCCCAAGCUUAAGAAAAAGCCUUCACGCUUCUUUAUUGAACAGUGGCAUCUGGCGCGAGAGCUGAAUGUCAGGCAGCCCCUCCCUUCCCCUGGCUCUCUCCGACAGCGAUAUAUAAAGAUAUACACAGGGGGAGUGAGCUCAUUGGCUGAACAAAUAGCCAAUCAGCUUCAGACUCAGGAGGAACCCAAGCCCCCUCCUGAGAAGAGGGAUUUGGCUUCCCUGCGGAAGGAAUUCCCUCAGAACAUAGGUGGCAGCGACGUCUGCUUCUUCUGCCGGAAACGCGUGUACGUGAUGGAGCGUCUGAGUGCAGAGGGGAAGUUUUUCCACCGUAGCUGUUUUAAGUGUGACUACUGCGGCACAACCCUUCGCCUCUCCUCCUACGCCUUCGACGUGGAAGACGGGAAGUUUUACUGUAAGCCGCAUUACUGUUACAGGCUGUCUGGACAGGCUCAGAGGAAGAGGCCUGCACCUGCUGCAGCUCCACUUAACGCUAAGGAAAAACAGGUAUCCGUGGUAACCCCAGUGACCGUGGACGCCCCAGGCCGGGCGCCUGAAGCCCAGGCUGCUGCUGAACGCCGGCCCUCAGUGCCUGAGGUGAAUGGGGUCACGGAACCUAGCUUCGCCAAGCGCCUUAGGGGCACGCCAGAGCGCAUCGAGCUGGAGAACUACCGUUUGUCGAUGCAGCGCGAAGAAGAGCUGGAGGAGGUGCCGGAGGAGACGCUAGCGGAGCAUAAUCUGAGCAGCGUACUGGACAAGGCCACGGAUGUAGAGGAGGGCUCCAGUAGCUCAGAGUCUGACAUGGAGGAGGAGGAUGAGGAGGCCCCAGGCCCGUCUGACCUGGGAGGAGUGCCUUGGAAAGAGGCCGUUGAACUCCAUGCUAAACUGAGGGGUGAAAGUGACCCUGGAGCUAACGAAGAGAAUGGUUUACUAGCCACAGAACAACGAGAUGGAGAGAUGGAGGAAGAAGAUGAGGAUGAGGAAGAAGAUGAGGACGAAGAUGAAGAGGAGGAGGAAUCAAGUGACGAGGGGGAGUAUUACCCCUGGGAGAGGGAGCUUCAGUCUGGCCUUUGGCUGGAAAACCUCACAGAGGAAGAGGAUACGGGUACAUUUAAAGCCAGGAACCUGCAGAUCCAACAGGUGCUGCAGCCCGUGGAUCCUCUGGGCAUCCAGAUGGACAUUCAUUGGACGCACAUGCAGGCAGAGGGGGAGAAGGAGGGCCCCUCUGUCUCUGGCUCUCUGGCUCCCUCACUGCCUACCCAGCCCACGCCCACCACAGCCCCCUCCCACACAUCAGCACGACACGAAGCUGUCAGGGCCUGGUUGGAGUCGGUGUCUGGAGAGCCCUGUGACGAUGAUGAUGACCUGGAUGCAGAGGCCGGGAGUCCUGACAUUGAACCUGGCACCGAAUUGGAUGAAGAGGAUAUUCCCUCAGACGCAGAGGCUGAAGCUCGUCUACACCAGUUAGACGAAGGAGAGCCACUCCCAGUGGAUAACGGCAAAGCCGAGAUCCAAAGCCCUGUCUCUAAACCAUGGUAACAACUGUACAGCCCAACACAGGUGUUUGAGGAUUUGACACUUUCUCCCAUCAAAAAACCUGAAUCUCCUGUAAAAGAGGUCAAUGACAAAGUAUCCCCUCCACAAGGGGUGAAAUCUCCAGGCACACGUUUUUUUCCUGAGCCCUUUCUACCCGAUGAUGUCAAACCACAGGCUUCACCUGCACACUCCCCAGAGGCAAAGAGCCCAUGUUCUCCAGUAGCAUUGAAAUCUCCCAUUCGCUCCCAACCUGUUCCAUUUCCAGAGACUGUUACCCCUGUAUCCCCUAUCCCGAGCCAGUCUUGUGCCUGCCCUCCGUCAGGCAACCCGUUAUCCCCAAUCUGUGCUCAGCCUCUUCCCUGCCAUGAACCCUCCUCUCCCCUUUCUCAAGGCUCUCCAGUCAGGACUCAGCCUGUACCUGCUGUCACAUCUACACCUUUAUCCAAACCCACUUCGGAGAGAAAGUCUCCAGAACCUCUCAAACCCCAAGAGUCGACGGAGGAGACCCCGGUCAAAAAAACUGACAUCAUCGAGGAGUUCUGGUUAAAGAGUGCUGAAAUCAGAAGAAGCCUGGGACUUGCGCCGCUAGACAGGAGCAAAAGUGUGGACAAGAGUGUCAGGAUACCGACCCCAGAUUCCUCCUACACACCAGAAGAUCAAUCUGAGGAGCUGAAGCUUCCCUUCACUGGCCGCUCUGUUAUACAUAGACUGAACAUAACUGUGGAGGGCCAGGUUAUUUCUCCUGUGGAGUCCAAGAGUAAUGGCUCAGAGAGGAGGGAUCUCAGUAGUAGUUCUGGCCUGGGCCUGAAUGGCAGCACGGCCACCAGCCAGACGGCUGUUAGUGAGAGCUACAACACCUCAGACUCCACCAUGCUCACCCCACCCUCCAGUCCUCCUCCACCUCCACCCAAUGAAGAGCCUGCUACCCUCAGAAACAAGAAACAUCAGGUUGCUUGGGACAACCUGCCUAAAGGCAAAGAUGAGCCUAAAGUGGAGCCUGCCCCUCCCAAAGCAAAAACUCCAGAAGGUCCCCCACAACAAAAACCUGCCUCUGCACCAGUACCUGCUCCCAGAACUGUACCAACAAACCCCAAGGUGGUUAUGAGAGUGAAGGAGCCAAAUAAACCUCGCAGGGAAGAGGUGCGGAAGUCUUUUGUGGAGUGUGUGGAGGAGAUCCCCUUCGCUGAUGAUGUUGAGGACACGUAUGAUGACCGAACGCCAGACGCUAGCAUGCAGGAUAGAUUUUAUACUCCACCUACCAGCAAGACAAAUAGGGAUAAACCACCCUUGCAUCUGGCCUUAGCAAUGGAGAAUGGGAAACCAAACAUCCCUGGAAAUGUGGUGUCCAAGCCAGGAAAGGGGACUCAGCAUGUCUCUCCAGAGGCUAAGGAGAUUGCUGAAGAGCGGAUGAGAGAAAGGGAGAAGUCUGUGAAGAGCCAGGCUCUGAAGGAUGCCAUGGCCAAGCAGCUCAGUAAAAUGAAAGAGUCUGAUGCAGCCAAGGGUGCUGUGGCCAAAGUGGGUUGGAACGUCCCCUCUGAGAUGUCCGUGAAGAGCAAAAAGCACUCGACUUCUCCGAAGUCCUCUGCUGUCAAGGCCCUGGAAUCUAAAAAGCAAGCAGAGGUGGUUCCAGAUCGUUUUUUCACUUCACCAGUAAGCAAGAGCUUGGAUAGCUCUGUGACCUCUUCAGAGAGCUCCACGGGGGGUAAAAGCAAAAAGCGUAGCUCUCUGUUCUCCCCACGGAAAAACAAGAAAGAGAAGAAGUCCAAAAAUGAGAGCAGGCUCUCUGGUACAGAGGAGACACCUCCUAAACACAAAUCCCUGUGGAAGGCUGUUUUCUCCGGUUACAAGAAAGACAAGAAGAAGAAGGAUGACAAGUCCAGUGAUAGCACCCAAUCCGGUUCAGCCACUGCAGAUUCUGGGAAGAAGAGAGCAUCGCCUUUGGGCAGGUCAUCAGAUAUGAAUUUGAGAAGAAACCUUAGCUUCUCCGAAGACUCUGACCUUUCCUGUGAUGAUGUACUGGAAAGAUCUUCCCAAAAGUCCAAAGCAGAUCGCCACGUGGACUUAUUUGACCUUGUGUCAGAUUUAAAGAAAGAUGCAAUGAAAGAAGAGAAGGGGAGAGAAAAGGAAAGGAUGAAAGAAAAAGAGAGAAGGAAGGAAAAAGUAAGAGAGAAGGAAAAAGUGAGAGAAAAGGAAAGAAGAGAGAGAGUGAAAGAGAAAGUCAGAGAGAAAGAGAAAAUUAUGGACCUGGAAAAGGAGAGAGGAAUGGAUGAUGAGUCUGUUUAUGUCCCUCAUGCACUGGCGUUCAAGAGAUCGUACGCCACAAAGAAGACAUACACAGAGGAGGAGUUGAACGCCAAGCUUACGAGGAGAGUGCAGAAAGCGGCCAGGCGACAGGCGAAGCAGGAGGAGCUGAAGAGACUCCAUAGAGCUCAGAUCAUCCAGAGGCAGCUGGAGCAGGUGGAGGAGAAACAGAGGCAGCUGGAGGAGAGGGGCGUUGCCGUGGAGAAGGCUCUGCGAGGGGAAGCAGGAUUGUGUAAAGGUUCUAAUGUUAGUCCAAAACAGCAUAAGAGAAGAUCAGACUAUUGGGGAGAGUCUAAUUACAGUGAGAUCCUGGACUUGCAUCUGGGCGGAAUGGGUAAAAAGGACGAUCCGAAACUAAUGCAGGAAUGGUUCAAACUGGUGCAGGAGAAGAAUGCUUUAGUGCGGUAUGAGUCGGAGCUGAUGAUAUUUGCUCGAGAGCUGGAACUUGAAGAUCGGCAGAGUAGACUACAACAGGAACUCAGAGAGCGCAUGGCAGUGGAUGAUCACCUCAAGACAGAGGAGGAGCUGGCAGAAGAGAAGCAGAUCCUGAAUGAGAUGCUGGAGGUUGUGGAACAGCGGGACUCUCUGGUAGCCCUGUUGGAAGAGCAGAGACUGCGAGAGAAGGAGGAGGAUAAAGACCUGGAGGCAGUCAUGCUCUCCAAGGGCUUUAACCUCAACUGGGCUUGAGAAUCAUCCGCCCACAGUCUCUUUUUCCCCCCCAAACAUAUGUUUCAAGUCUUUUCAUAGUGUAUCGAAUCAAAAAUCUCAC